Molecule: messenger RNA, 1566 nt
Organism: Acaulospora morrowiae
Lineage: Eukaryota; Fungi; Glomeromycota; Glomeromycetes; Diversisporales; Acaulosporaceae
Source: the annotation of a GenBank genome assembly
UUCCAAUUGGUUCUGCCCAUUUAUACUAUAUUACCAGAUUAUGAUGGACAAGAACCACCACAUACUUAUUAUGCAAAACUUAGAGCUAUAAAUGAAACAGCCAGACCUUUAGGUAUUGCCGCUUUUAAUACUGCAGAAAGAGCAAAUAUCAUGAAAAGUAAAAUAACAGGUAAAUAUCGAGAAACAAUGAUUGGAAAUCAACGAGCAUCUUUAAAAGCUCUUAUGAAUGAAAAAUUCACUUCAUUAGAUACAAUUGAUACUUAUGAAAAAAGAAUUAGACCUUAUGUAUUAGGUUUUAACGAUGCAGAAGUAUUGCUAUAUCUUUAUGAUCAUUUACCUUCUAGAUUAAAAACACGAAUCAGAAUAGCAAAUCCAAAUACUGUAAAUGACUUCAUUAUGCAAUUAAGAAUUAUUUGGUUAGAGUCUGGAGGACCAACAAGUAAUUUUGAAAAUGAAAACAAUAGUAUUUCUAUAAAUCAAUUUCCACAAAAAAAUAUUGCAUUAGAUUAUUUGGAUACUAUUGCUGAAAGAUUAGGUUAUUUAAAUUAUGGAUUACGAGAUCUUAAUGAUUUAAUAAAAUUUAUCGAUUAUGAAUUAUAUAAUAGAUUAGGACAUGCAAAUUAUAAUUUUAAAAAAGAACCUUUUGGUCAAGAUAGUAAAGUAAGUAUCAAAACUUCAAAAAAAGUAUAUAAUACAAAGAAGCCGGUAAAGAAGUUUGCAAAAAAACUGUCAAAGAAGCUUAUUAAAGUUACUUAUAAAUGCUCAAAUUGUGAAAAAAUUGGAUAUAGAAAAAAUAUGUGUCCCAGUCUUGUUAAAAAACUUAAAAAAGUUAAUAAUGUUUAUCAAAGCAAACCAGAAAAUUCAGAUGAUGAGGAGGAUCAGUUUGAUUUAUAUUAUGGUGAAAAGUAUACAGUCAAAGAACAAAAUAAGGACCAGACUUCAAACUCUUCAAGUCACAAAGAAACAUCUCAAUCAGAAAACCUUGACCAUUCUAUUACAUUAAAUUAUGCUAUUAAAGUAUAUCAAGGAGCACAAAUAAGACAAAAUUGGCCUAACCCUUUUGAAAUAGAUUUUCUUGAUAUAAAAGAAUCUAAUGAUGUAGCAAUGAUUUUAUGUAGAAUAGGUGACUUGAUAAUACCUUAUGCAAUUUUAGAUACCGGUGCAAAUGAUUCAUUAUAUACUGAUAAUAUUCCUGAGUAUUUAGAGAUAAAAAUAGAUAAGAAAAAUGUUCACAAACUUACUGGUGCAGUUGAAGAUUUCCAAUCUAUUGAUACUACAUAUAAUGUUCCUAUAAUUAUAGGCACUGAAGAAGAUUCUAUAACAGUUUCUGAAAAAGAAAUAUCUGCAAUCCCCACAAAAAAGGAUCGAAAUGGAAAAGACAUAUCUAUAAUGAUACUUGGUACAAAAUGGCAAUAUCGUGUUGGGUGGGAUCCAAUAGUGAAAGGAGAAUUCACAGCUACACACAAUGGAAAGACUAUUACAAUUCCUCUUUCUACUCGCAAAGAAUCACAUAAUGCAUUUAAUACAGAAAAAUUACAAGUAUCAGAGAUAAAAAAAAAUCAAUAA